UACUCUUCCUGUUUCUCUUCAUGGAUGCUGGAUUCUGAAACACCCACCGCACUCGCAGCACUCGCAUUCAGUAGGAAAUCAUACGUCCGACGCAUCUCGCGUCAAACCGGUGCUUCAUUUUUAUCGCUCGUACCUUUCCUAAGCCACAUCCUUAUUUUUUUUUCUCUUUCUUUUUACAAACUUCCGUCCGUUCGUUAUUUGAUUUUCCAUUUUUUCCGAUCGAACGGGUGGCCGAGAACCAUUUAUUUUGUUUAUAGCCAUUCUCGUGCUGAUUCGUGCGUGUUACGUUUUUCCGUAAAUCCGUUGAACCAAAAGGCGACUACCAUUUAAAUCAUCAUCCCGCAAUGAUCAGGUGAAACUCGGCACGACUUCCCUCGACUUUUGAGGGUCCGGACGCCGGACUCCCAGCAGUUGUUGGAGAAGCAACGUUAUGGUGGUUUACGUGCCAGGGAUCGCUGGGGUCCUCGUUUUUUAUGCCGCUGUCCUUGGGGUCGGCGUCUGGGCUGCGACGAAGAAGAGAAAAAAAAAUCGAAACGGACAAGAUGAUAUGAUUCUUGCUAAUCGAGGAUUGGGUCUAGUCCUCGGUGUAUUUACCCUCAUUGCGACAUGGGUUGGCGGAGGAUUCGUGAAUGGUACUGCCGAAGCGAUGUAUAUCAAAGGCUUGGCCUGGUGCCAAGUUCCCAUAGGUUACAGCCUUUCUCUUCUUUUCGGAGCAAUGUUGUUCGCAAAGCCAAUGAGGAAGGCCGAGUACGUGACGAUGCUGGAUCCUUUUCAACAACGUUACGGUGCAAGAGUCGGCGGAUUACUGUUUCUUCCGGCUCUCCUAGGUGACAUAUUCUGGUGCAGCUCCGUACUCAAAGCACUUGGCAAUUCGUUGUCCAUCGUCGCUGGUCUUGAUCCCAACAUUAGCGUUUGCGCAUCAGCCGUCUUCGUUGCGAUAUACACCGUUUUUGGAGGACUUUAUUCGAUCGCUUGUACCGACGCGUUACAGUUAGCGUGUAUAGUCUUUGGUUUAGCGGUUGCAACCCCUUAUGCCAUACUCAACCCCGCUGUAUCUUUGGACAAACAAAUAAUGAAGGAAGAUGGUUGGCUGGGCGAAAUAAAAAACGCUGACCUCGCGAUGUGGCUCGACAGCAUGCUUCUUCUCAUUUUUGGUGGGAUACCUUGGCAGGGAUACUUUCAACGUAUACUAAGCAUCAGGAGCACCGCAGUCGUGAGGACCUUGUCAAUCGCUUCGAUGUUCGGCUGCCUCGCUGUUGCUGUACCUUCCGCAAUGAUCGGAGUAGUCGCUAGAGCCACAGACUGGUCGAUGGUCGAAGGUUUCAAUAAGACCAUCCUGUCGCCGGAUGGUAACGCCAUUUUACCCAUCGUCCUACGCUACUUGACACCUCAAUGGGUUGGUUUCUUGGGUCUCGGAUCGAUAUCAGCCGCGGUCAUGUCAUCAGCGGAUUCUAGCAUCCUCGCAAGUAGUUCCAUGUUUUCCCGAAACAUUUACAGACUCGCCAUCAGGCCGAAAGCUACGGAAAAAGAGCUGGACUGGAUCCUCAGAAUUUCUGUUCUCAUUGUCUCGUUGCUAUCCGCCGGAGUUGCACUCACCGUUGGCAGUGUUUACUACUUAUCUCAUUUGUGCUCGGAUCUUGUCUACGUCGUUCUCUUUCCACAACUUCUGGCGGUUGUUCAUUGGCCGUCUAUGGUCGACACCUACGGCUGCUUAGCCGGAUACUUGGUUGCCGUUGUUCUGCGAAUUUCCGGUGGUGAGCGAGGACUGGGAAUUCCGGCUUUCAUUCACUUCCCUUAUUACGACAUUGAGACCCAAACUCAAAAAUCUCCGUUCCGAACGACCGUUAUGAUGACCGCGCUUUUCACACAACUGAUCGUGAGCUCGUUGACGAGGAAUCUUCUUGGAAAAGGCUACUGUCCGCGUUGCUGUGAUCCUUUGGGGGUUUAUUCGCCUGGCAAGUCAAAAGAACAAUUGGGCGUUGUACAGAGCAGUUCCGGUGCAGCUUUGAUCGAUGCGACGCUCAACGAAACGAGCACGUACCACGGUUCGAGUGGAACACCGGAUGAGGAUUCUGUCGAUCAUUGCAGUCGGGGAACCGAAGGAUCCGAUCAUUACCAGGGAAUAGAGGAUCACAAUGACAUCGGCUUCAGAAGCGUGAAUGGCAGUGCGGUUCACAAAGCGAAUCGGAGUCUUCAGAAUCUUCAAAAUCUUCAAAGUACGAUUCACACGCCAGGACGCACGCGCUCGAACAUUCCACUAACGCCGAGUAUUCAUUCGGACGGUCAGAUAUUGGGAGUGAGAAAUCUACAAAAUUCCAUCACAGGUUCGGUCCACGUUCCAAACGAGAUUAACGGCACUCACGUCCCAUUACGGAUCGUUAAUCCAACGGCUACUCCCGGGAGCGCGUCUCUCAUGGGGACUCCGGCUUAUGGGAAACUUACAAAUUUUGAAAAAAUUCGAGACAUCGAUAGGAUCGUUGAUCGAAGCUCUUUGGAGCUCAACUUGAAUUUAAAUAAUCAGGAAACACCUGGAAUUGUCAAGAAGAAUGUUAUGGGCGUGAAGCUGAUUGGAAUGGAGGGUGGAACACUGAGAAGACCCUCUCUGCAGGGAACUUUUUCACCUACGCCAUCGGUAGAGUUGGUCAACAUUCUCGACAGACGGCAAAGCGGAGGGUCCUAUGGUCCCAGUUCUUUGUCCCCGGUGCCGGGCGUUGAAGCUUGCAAGACGCAUGGAACCGCGGUAGGGGGACAAGCCGGCAACGAAAAUUGUAGAAUCAAGCGAGGGAUCGUUAGGCAUCACAGCUUCAACGACACGGGCGAUCGGGCUUUGACGACUCUAGCGAGGCAACCGAAUUAUCCUUCUAUGCCGCUUCGCUCGGAAGAUUCUCGUCUGACGCUAAUGAAAAAAGAUAAAAAACCGAACGGAGUUAUAGUCCGUCAUUCAUCGGUGGCCGAUGAAAAAGGACUUUCUGGCCGCGGAUUGGUGCUCAGUCCAACUUACAGCAUGUACGGAUCAGCGGUAAAGAACAGCAAUUAUUUCGUUGCCGACGAUGAGGCCGUCAGUCGAUUUUAAAAGAGAAUCAUUCCAAGGCCCGCCUUUGUGAAUAAUCAACAGAGCAGAUUAUGAAGCGUCUGCUGUAUUGCUCAAUUUGUAGAUCUUAUUAGUCGCAUAUUCGUAAUAACAUAUUCCCUCACAUAUAAGAAUCAUAACGUUUUAUCGAAAAUCCUUAUUUUCAUGUAAAUAGAAACGAAACAGGCUCGGAUGAAUAAAUUCGUUGUACCUAUAGUAAUACUCCGCUAUACUAGACACACGCACACAUUUAUAUUAAAGUACAGAGUAAUCCACCAAUCAUCGCUAUCCUUUGAAAUAUAGCACCAAAUUCCGGCUCUAAAAGUGCCACCCGCGAAGCGUUAGCAAUUACAUGCGUCGAGGAUCCCCUUAUUUUGACAUAACCAACUGUCGCGCAAUUUCCCCAGAAGCCGCUUGUUUUUGAUUCUCAUGACCGAUUGAAACAAAAUUUCUUCAUAUUUCUUUCAAAUUCGAAAUACGGUUUUUGAGCGAUGAAUUUCUGUGGUGCGAUGAAAACAUAGAAUGUACGAUGUAAGAAAUGUUUUUAACGAUAAUACACAGCUGACCCAUAUUCAUACUUAAUGUCGUCACAUCGUCGGAAUUGCAUUGUGAAGAGAACGCAUCAUUUCUCGUCCAAAUGACUCUGGAAAAAUCUACUUUUCUAGUUUCAGCCAAUGAUUUUGAUAUUCGCUUUUGCUCACCGUAGAUUUUUAUACACGAAUACUUUUCUUUUCAUUCAUACCGUUCUCUGUCAUAAUUUGUAAGUUGAUGCGUUUUCCCGUACUUUCAGGGAAAGUACGCCGCCGAGGGCGGCGCGAGUAAUCUAAUAUUUAUAGCGAGAUGGACGACAAGUUGCAAAUCCAUAAUAUAAUCUUAUUAAGAUACGAUACUAUUUUUGCACUGAUAGCUCGUUAGUGACAAAACGUACCGCGUUUUAAAAUGUUGGGCGAUGAAAAAUUCGUGCAGCACAAUUGUGAGGACUGAGAAUAUAAAUCUCGGCAUCCUUUUUUCAUGUAUAAUUGUAUUGAUAAGCGUAGUAGAGUCCUUGCUCAAUAAUGUAUUUGUAUUUGGGAAAAUAAUAACGUGAGCAAGAUUUUUUAUGUUUGUACGUCACUCCAAAAUUCGAAAUGAAAAUACGUGCAUGAUUUUGCAGUCACUUUUCCAAGUGAAAAAAUUUUUGCGAUUCGCAUAUAGAUGUUUAUUAUUACACUUUGUGAAUGGUAUGGUACGUGAUGCUCAUCCUACGUCUCGAACUGAAAGACCAACUUUACGUCACGUCUCAAAUUUUGAUAACUUUUCCAACUGAAUUUUGUAAUCUACCAAAGAGUAGAGUUUGAUAUCGAAUGGAAUUCUCAAUCCCCAAAUUUUUACCAACUUGGACCAAUGUGUAAAGUCUCCUAACGGAAACGUACCACGAUGUUGCAAAACAUUCCUAAAAAUGACAUAUUAUUAACUUGUUUUGUUUACGUAUAAAAACGUCAAAGUAUCUCUUAAUCCUGAGCUCGCGACACGAUUAGUGUUGGGCUCUCUCAUUCCUCUUGUUCCAAAGCUUAGAACAUCUGUGACCUGUGCCAGUAUUAUUAGCUCGUAAGGAGGAAAAUUGGAAAGCAUCGUCGUUGAAAUGAUCGCGAAUGUCGGUGUCAACGAUGAGCUAGCUCCUCUCUCGUACCUCAAUAGGAUGCCUAGUUUUAAAACGUAGUCGUCAAAUUUCAGACAUAGAAUUAACAUUAGGUUUAAAUAUUUCCAAGUGUAUAAAGCGAUUAGCGAAGCUCAUAUAUGGGGACGACGAAUUGAUCGACGGAAACGGACGUCUCAUAAUAUAAUCUUAUUUAUUAUAUUUCUCAAAAGAAGAAAACAAAUCACGUAGUCGAUAUGUAAAUACAGUCAUACUAUUCGAGUGUAAUUGAAAGCGUCCCAAUUUCAAUUUAAUCAAUGCCAAUUAGUUUCUAAGGUACAAAAUUAAUGAUAGAUGCGAUAGGAUGAAUUUCAUUUUCUUUUACGACACGAUCCUCGCGAUAUUGUGUCAUGUGAAUUACGUGCCAAAGUCUAGGAUUAUUGACGAAAUAUAUUGUAUAUCAUAUUUAAAUUAAAGAUAUAUAAGUUCGAGUAGAAUUAAAAAUAUCGUUAAUAUGAAAGCGAUGUGUUUAGAUAUGAAUGGAUUUCAUGAAAAUUUUAAGGUGCCAUAUGCAUCUUCCGACAAAGUUUACGUUUCGAAGUAAAUGGGCGAAGAAUACGCGAAGAAGCUGUUGAUAUGGUAAUCAGUUCUCCAGGAUCAUUUAUUUUCAAACGAAUUUGUGAAUCUUAAUUUGUAAUAUCUUAAUCGAUGAAAAAUCCACUUCAACGAAUAGCGGUCUCUGUACUUAUAGGGAUCUUAAAUCCAAAACAGUCGUUCAGCCCUGAUUGAAAGCAACGUGGCUGAAAAUACGAGACGAAUCUAUAAAACUCGCGCGCUUUGUGCCAGUUUUAUGCGUCACAACAAUGAAUCAGAUAUUCAUUCAUGAUGCAGCUACUGAUCGACGAAGGCUUUUCCAUUCUCAAACAGACAAUCCUUAGCGAGAGCCGAAAAAUAUGUGAAUAAUGUAUUAUAAACAAUUUCAUAAACGAAAAAAUAUCACUUGUUUCCGUUUCUGAGACACGAACUAUGUUACGUAACGAUUGCACCGGUGUAAUGGAUAUAAUUAAUCACAAAACGCAAUGUGUUUCAAAGUUUUGAUAAUAGUUCAUAGUUUGCGGACCAUACGAAUUACGAGGCAAUUUCAUUCGCAGCGAUAGUUGCAAAAUGAUGCUACACCAAUAAAGUUUCUAAGAAUUAAGCGCCAAUUAAAAAUGAUUCGAUACUCAA
Venturia canescens is the source of this 5912-nucleotide messenger RNA. Its product is annotated as high-affinity choline transporter 1-like. Gene Ontology annotation, cellular component: plasma membrane. Bases 431 to 3073 code for a protein of 880 amino acids. Lineage: Eukaryota; Metazoa; Arthropoda; Insecta; Hymenoptera; Ichneumonidae. The transcript has 13 exons. Gene Ontology annotation, molecular function: choline:sodium symporter activity. The record is from RefSeq and is a predicted model, not a curated record. Gene Ontology annotation, biological process: transmembrane transport; choline transport; acetylcholine biosynthetic process.